UAAGAUUUCGAAGGGUUCUAUUUUACUAUAGUUAAGUGUGCAAAUAACUACUAAAGAAUAACAGAAAUGUCGUUGAAAACAGUUUUCUUGCUGGUUUGUUCCUUAGUAGCUGUCAAUUCUUUCGUAUACCCAGAACCUGGUAGAAAAUCACGGUCGGAUGGGUCAUUAUUUCCGUUAUCGGGAUACGAAGUGAACUCAAGAAGAAAUAGCGAGUCUCAUUCAAAUGAACAAGGCCAAUUCGGUCGAAGCCAAAUAGAAAAUGAAGAAGAGCCUAUAUUAGGAAGACAAAGUGGAACCCAGUCAAACCGAGGGCAAGAUUAUGAUGAAAGAAGAGAAAGAAUGAGAGGACAGAAAUUGAUGAUAAAAUAUCCAGCAUCGUCUUCAUCGUCAUCGUCUGAAGAAGAUUUCAGUGACUCUCAUGAAAUUAGAAAAGUGGAGAAGCAGUAUCAUGAUACAAAUGGUUAUAAUGGUGGAAAUAAUCGUUAUGAACCUGCUCAGACACAACAAAGGAGCUACAAGAUGAACUUUGAAGCACCAGAUCUCCAAAACGCAAUAGAUAAGGACAUGUAGAAAAAUAUUUUUUCAAUGUUAUAAAUUUGCAUUAUUCCUAUAUAUUAUGGUAUUAAGUGUAGAAUAUAGUAUUUGCACAAUUCAAAUUUAUAAAUGUAUAACUGUUAUACAAAAUAAAAGAAACACAAACUA
Molecule: messenger RNA, 702 nt
Organism: Anoplophora glabripennis (Asian longhorned beetle)
Lineage: Eukaryota; Metazoa; Arthropoda; Insecta; Coleoptera; Cerambycidae
Exons: 4
Coding region: 67-570 (167 amino acids)
Source: RefSeq, a predicted model, not a curated record